CCCGCCCCCAGAACCUAAGCCGCCGGGGCAGCUUCCGCAGACCCCACUGCACGCCUGCCCGACCGCGCCCUCGGACACCAUCUACCCUCCGUCUCCCCGACCGCCGACCGCCAGAGCCACCCGCACGCUCGUCUCGUGUUCUCCCUGCGGCCCGGACACAUAGUAUGACCUUUAGGUGUUUCGUCUCCCGGCCAUUUUCUAUGGGAAACCAACAGGACCGGACCAUGAAAGCUACUGGCAGCUUUGAAGAAUGGGACGCCUUUAGAGAAGCUUGAUCUUGGAGGCCUCGGGGUGAGACCUUCCGGAGCCGGAUUCCGGCAGAGUUCCUCUAUCUCGUCUUGUUGCUGGUUGAAGGUGCGCCCUUCUUCAACUUUUCUUCAUCUCCUGGAAGACAGCAGAAAAUUGGCAUCAUGGUUGGGUUUAAGGCCACAGAUGUGCCCCCUACUGCCACUGUGAAGUUCCUGGGGGCUGGCACAGCUGCCUGCAUUGCAGAUCUCAUCACCUUUCCCCUGGAUACCGCUAAAGUCCGGCUGCAGAUCCAAGGAGAAAAGCAGGGGGCAGUGCGAGCUGCAGCCAGUGUCCAGUACCGCGGCGUGCUGGGCACCAUCCUGACCAUGGCGCGCACCGAGGGUCCCCGCAGCCUCUACAAUGGGCUAGUCGCCGGCCUGCAGCGCCAGAUGAGCUUUGCAUCUGUCCGCAUUGGCCUCUACGACUCUGUCAAGCAGUUCUACACCAAGGGCUCUGAGCAUGCCGGCAUCGGGAGCCGCCUCCUGGCAGGCAGCACCACGGGUGCCCUGGCUGUGGCUGUGGCCCAGCCCACGGAUGUGGUAAAGGUCCGGUUCCAGGCUCAGGCCCGGGCUGGAGGUGGUCAGAGAUAUCAAAGUACUGUUGAUGCCUACAAGACCAUUGCCCGAGAGGAAGGGUUCCGGGGACUCUGGAAAGGGACCUCUCCCAAUAUCGCCCGUAAUGCUAUUGUGAACUGUGCUGAAUUGGUGACCUACGACCUAAUCAAGGAUGCCCUCCUGAAAGCCAACCUCAUGACAGAUGACCUUCCUUGCCACUUCACUUCUGCCUUCGGGGCAGGUUUCUGCACCACCAUCAUUGCCUCCCCUGUCGACGUAGUCAAGACGAGAUAUAUGAACUCUGCCCUUGGCCAGUACAGCAGCGCUGGCCAAUGUGCCCUCACCAUGCUCCAGAAGGAGGGUCCCCGAGCCUUCUACAAAGGGUUCAUGCCUUCCUUCCUCCGUUUGGGUUCCUGGAACGUGGUGAUGUUCGUCACCUAUGAGCAGCUGAAACGGGCACUCACGGCUGCCUGCACUUCCCGGGAGGCUCCCUUUUGAGCCUCUCCUGCUGCCAACCUGACCACCUCUGGCUUGGCUUCAGCUCCAGCCAGGCCCUCCUUUUCCUCUUCCCCUCCUUCCCUUCCCUCACUCCCCACCCCUUCCUUCUCCCAUUUCUACCAUCUCCCUUCCCUCUCCCCACAUUUUCACCUCUCCUCCCUACCUCAUCUCCCCAUUGCCUCUCAGUCCUGGUGGAAUUGACCCCAGUUGUCACCAACCAGGAUCCCAAGCCCCUCAGACCCUUGAGAAGUUCAGCCCAUCUCUUUAUCUUAUUCCCAUGCUAAGCCAGCACGUCAUCCAUAAAACAAGCUCAAUCUUGG
This is a messenger RNA of Myotis lucifugus (little brown bat), 1660 nucleotides long. RefSeq names its product uncoupling protein 2 (gene UCP2). The coding region runs from base 411 to 1340 and encodes 309 amino acids. Gene Ontology annotation, biological process: mitochondrial transport; response to cold; adaptive thermogenesis. The transcript is spliced from 8 exons. Gene Ontology annotation, molecular function: oxidative phosphorylation uncoupler activity. NCBI's taxonomy places the organism in Eukaryota, Metazoa, Chordata, Mammalia, Chiroptera, Vespertilionidae. Gene Ontology annotation, cellular component: mitochondrial membrane. The record is from RefSeq and is a predicted model, not a curated record.